Molecule: messenger RNA, 5972 nt
Organism: Cyclopterus lumpus (lumpfish)
Lineage: Eukaryota; Metazoa; Chordata; Actinopteri; Perciformes; Cyclopteridae
Gene: b4galt6
Product: UDP-Gal:betaGlcNAc beta 1,4- galactosyltransferase, polypeptide 6
Exons: 9
Coding region: 721-1869 (382 amino acids)
Biological process (GO): carbohydrate metabolic process; glycosphingolipid biosynthetic process
Molecular function (GO): UDP-galactose:glucosylceramide beta-1,4-galactosyltransferase activity
Source: RefSeq, a predicted model, not a curated record
ACGCGGAGAGGACAGGAGGGGAACGGGUUGUUACGCCCACCGGAAACGGUCUCUGCAGUGCCAGCAGAAAAAAUGAAAAGGAGGUGGACCUGCCUUCCCAUUUAUUGAGUUUAUUCCUCGCAUAUUUUCCCUGCACGCGUGCGUUUUGAAUGCCACAAUCGUGCGGAAGCAGCGUGGAGACUCCCGGUGGCAUGACUGGACGUGGACUGUGUUCGCCGUCUGACAAAGUAGUGCGCCGACCGGGUUGGGAACGACGCACCGGCCGAGAGUAGACCGAGCGGUUGAAGGCAGCGCGGUCCUGCCCAUUUUCAAUGACCACCCUUCAGUGCUAGCGAGACAAGCUUCGCUGGCGACACCGCGACCAUGGGAGGCUACCAUGAGUCUACUUAAGUAGUAUUGCCGCCGAGCCCCCCUCCCCUCCGUAGAAUAACGGUUCCAACAUGCCCGACUGGUGGUGCUCCAUGAGGCUCUCCUUUGCCUGAUAUCAGCGUUACAGGCCUGCUUUUUCCAUCUGGAAAUUUCUUGGCAGGGGAAAGCAGGCCGGCUAGCACCGCUAGCGUUCGCCUUUUCCGGGCUGCGUCUCUGGGGCUCGACGGUGCAGAUUGUGUCCAUGCCCACGCCCGUGACACUGUCGACUAUCAAUUUGGGGACUUUGUUUAAACUCCCAAGAAGUGUUUUAUGGGAUUCAUAUCGGCGAGCAAGACGCGGGCCUAAGCCAAGAUGGUGAACUGGAGGCGGCUGCUGCGAAUGUCCAACCGCUCGUUCCUGGCCUUCAUAUUCUUCUUCUCCAUGUCCACCACUUGUCUCUACUUCAUCUAUGUGGCUCCUGGAAUAGCCAACACAUACUUCUUCAUGGUGCAGGCUCAGGGCAUCAUGUUGAGGGACAAUGUGAGGACCAUCGGCCAGAUGAUUCGAUUGUACACCAACAAGAACAGUACGCUCAACGGGACGGACUAUCCUGACGGCAGUAACUCCAGUGAAUACCUGGUGCAGCCAACCACGUACCUCCCGGAGAACUUCACCUACGCCCAGAACCUCCCCUGCCCAGAGCGAUUACCUUCUAUGAAGGGCCUUAUGGACGUGAACAUGACGGAGAUCCCUAUGGAGGAGAUAGAGCAGAAGUUCUCCAAGUUUUAUGACAUUGACUUCGGAGGCCAUUGGAAACCAAAGGACUGCAGUCCUCGCUGGAAGGUGGCCAUCCUGAUUCCAUUUAGAAACCGCCAUGAACAUCUGCCCAUCCUCUUCCAACACCUCAUCCCCAUGCUGCAGAGACAGCGGCUGCAGUUUGCCUUCUACGUCAUCGAACAGAGUGGAAGCCAGCCCUUCAACAGAGCCAUGCUCUUCAACGUGGGGUUCCUGGAGGCCAUGAAGGACCUGGACUGGGACUGCUUGAUCUUCCAUGAUGUGGAUCACAUCCCCGAAAACGACCGGAACUACUACGGCUGCGGUCAGAUGCCGCGUCACUUCGCCGCCAAGCUGGACAAAUACAUGUACAUUCUUCCAUACAGCGAGUUCUUCGGUGGGGUGAGCGGUCUGACUGUGGAGCAGUUCCGCAAGAUCAAUGGCUUUCCCAAUGCAUUCUGGGGCUGGGGAGGAGAGGAUGAUGACUUGUGGAAUAGGGUUCACUAUGCUGGUCUGAAUGUCACGCGACCAGAGGGAGAGAUCGGCAAGUACAAGUCAAUUCCUCACCACCACAGAGGAGAGGUGCAGUUCCUCGGGAGGUAUAAACUGCUGAGGUACUCCAAAGAGCGGCAACACUUGGACGGCCUCAACAACCUCCAUUACAGCCCCCAUUCGUCCCUCAGCAGCCUCUACAAGAACAUCACGGUGGACCUGAGCCCAGAGCUCGCCCCCAUCGCAGACUACUGAACUGCCCUUCUCCACACACCCCUGCUUCUUUGCGGCCUGGCCUCCCCAGGAGAGGAGAGGAGAGGAGAGGAGAGGAGAGGAGAGGAGAGGAGAGGAGAGCUGGAGGCCCAGAGGGAGGGGUGAAGAAGCCACGAAAUGCUGCCAAGAAAUCAUAGCGAGGGGCAAAAAAAAAAAGGAAAAAAACCGAAGAGGCGGUGGCAAGUCUCUCAACGUGAACUGUUGAUUGUGUGUGUGUGUGUGUGUGUGUGUGUGUGCGCGCGAGAUGGGUGAGUUGCUGCAUGUCUUUUGGUCUGCCGGCUUAACUACUACAAGUUGACAUGAGUUGGUUGAGGUUGGAGGGAGCAGCAGCGGCUCAGCUCUGAUGUUUGCUGCAAAGCCUUAACGUGGCAGAACCACGGCUCCCUCCGCUCGGCGCCGCUUCACUUCUGAUGUUUCACCGUCACCUUACAAGCCAACAGACAAGCUCUUGUCUCACUUUCGACUAUAGUUUGUUUUCUACAUAUCAUUUUGUCAGGCGAAAGUAUUCCUUUUCUCAAACUGAGCGAGGUUGACGUUAAAGUUUGUGAUGUAAAUUUAUCACUUUUCUUUUUUUAUUCUUCUUUCUUUCUUUUUUGAUACGUGGUAUUUAUUUUCUCUUGAUUCGGGAAGUUCGAAGGAGCACUCCAGUCGGUGUCACUCAAGUGUUCGCUGCUUGUUUUUUGCUGCACUGCUGCUGAAUCCGCAUGAACAUGUAUGUAAAUAUCGUAAAAGCUCGAACACAGAACACAGAUAUGUAAAUAUGGGCCUUUAAAUGCUCGGGCGUAUUACAGUGAUAUUCCAGUGGGUUUGAAUUUUAUUUUGGCAGCUACCUUUGUUCUAAGGAUUUAAUAAGAGUGAGUGGUUUCUUCCUGACAGGAAGAUCUUCUAACAAUAUAGGAUGUUUGGCUUAAAAAAAAAAACCCAGAAGUAUCCAAAUCUUAAGGUUUGACAUUAUCUUUUGCAUGCCUUAAUUUAUUUUUGUUUACCAGAUUUUGUUCUUUUUAUAUCAAACAUUUCAAACAUAAGUUAUUUCAUCAGUUAGAGAUGUGUAUAUUCUUCAUUUUGCCUUGUUGUGCUUUAUUAUUUCUUCUUUUUGAGGUGAACUGUGUGAAAAGAUUAGAGCUGCUCCUCAGAAGGAGGGAGGUGUGGCCAAGUCUCAUGUAAGAGUGUAUAUAUCUUUUGUCUCGGAUGUGUUUUUACUUUUAGAUAUUGUUUUUUUUAUUUUUUAUUCUGAUGAUUUAGUGCUGGACCAUGUGAUAAAGCUCUUCAUUGUACUGUACCAUGCGCUGAAGCAUGGGGAUUUGGGCUGGAUGCUGUGUGUCUGGACUGUAGUGUAGUUAUUUUGUAAAGGCAGUCAGAAGGGCCAGAAUGAGAGAACUGCUGUUCUUGAAUGGCACGCGCUGUGAAAAGUUUAAUUUUCUUCGAGCUUUGAGCACUAUAACAUAGAGAGAGACGUGUAGGCAGAUUAUUUUUUGACCAGAUGUUCUGGUGUUCACUGUUAAGACCUCUAGGUUUUGAAUUUGACAAUGAAUAGUUGUGUGUUAGAACGCUUUCCUGAGACCUUAGAGUCCCAACUCUGACCAUUUCUGUCCCACGCCUUCGUCCUGUUGCUCGCUCCAUGAGAGGCCCCUGUACACUGUGCCCUUAUUGGCCCUUCAUCUCAUUGAGCCUUUGGAAGAACCUCAGAACUACAGGGUCUCCGUGUGACUGCUGCAGGGACCCUCGUCUACAGACCAACCAAUCAGACGAACUGGUGGUCCAUAGCUCCAGGCACCACGGUAGCUUUCCAUGAAGUCCAUUCAAUAGCUGUUCUGGAGCUUUUGAUCUUAUCACAUGGUCUUCAUCAACGGAUGGAUUUUGCCCCAUCGCCGUCUAGUCGUAGAUGGAUCGAGGGCAGCAGAUAUCCAACAAGGCAACCUCUGGCUGCUGAUAAAGAUCAUGUGAAAUGAAGAAGCUACUAAAUGGUCCUGUGAGAUGAGCGCGAGUGGCAGCAGGUGAAUGAGGCACGGAGUUUCUUCUCCGAGAUGAAACAAUUUUUCGAUUUUAAUCAAUUGGUAGAUUGACAUAAAGUUAAUCUGAGACUAAUUUCAUAGGUUAUGGGAAUACUCCCCCUGUGUAACCUUGGGUACUUGAAGGAAACGGUGAUGAGAUUUGGUGAGUGGAUGGUCAGUAAGAUGCAGGUUUCAGGUAUGAAGUGGCCAGAGUCACGUUUCUGUUUCAGUUUUGAAGAAUCGCAUGUCCGUCAGUGCAGCCAGGGGAAAGGCCGUCUUCAAGCCACCAGAUAUAUCCCGACCUCACCCCUUCUCCCAAAAAAGCGAUCGUCAACCUGUAUGUGUUUCCAGAGUUUAAGAUGUUCCUCAAAGUCUGAUCCACAGAGCUUUAACGCUUCGUAGCAGGUCGGAAGAGACGAUUGGCGUUGCAGUCCGUCUACUUCCUGUCUGGAGGAAUGGGAUGUUGGAUUAGCAGACUGGUCCCCUUUCUUAGCUUAGCACCACACGUUAGCAUAUGCUGUUCAUGGUCUGACUGUAGCAGUAAGCUGGAGCGUUAUCAAUAUGUGGCGGCUCUCUGACUCCUGGGGUUCAGCUGGUUGGGGUGGAUUGGAGUCUUCUUCCACCAACAGAAGCAUAGUCGAUGAGGCCAGAAGUACUGAAGUAUUGAUUUAUUUCACUCAUCGUUGGGCUUUCAUUUUCUUCUCUCUGUUUAUAGUUUUUAUUACAUUUUUUUGCAAUUGCUGAAACACAAUUUCUAAAACUAAACAAAAACUAAACCACAAAACAUCUUGCUUCUCUUUCAAAAGCAAACGCAUUCAAGACUAUAUAUAUAUAUAUAUACACUGUUCUAAAACGGAUAUUUCUGCCACAUCGCAACUCAUGUGUAGCAUGCUGUAAAUACAGAACACAUAUCUGAACACAUGCAGUACAUGGAUUCAUCUCAAUACUCAAUGUCCACCAAAGAGCAAACCUGAGUCAUCUUUCACGCUCUAAUCUGUAAGUGAUCCAAUUGAUUCCACGUGUUUUUUCACAGGUGCAUUCUGGGUGCAGGCAUGAUAGUGUUGAAUUUCAAUGGCAGUUUUUAGCAAGCAACACGCAAGCUUUUAGCCUUGAAUGAUGUGUCUGAUGUCAUUUGACACAUCAUGCUCAAUAAUUGUUCCACAAGCACCAGUUUUUGAGUCUUGGUAGUUGCAAAAAAAUAAAUGAAUCCAUGUGAGGAGAGCGUGUCCCGGCAUGGGGAGGUGUUGGAUGGUGUGACGAGGGAGUCGGCGUGGCCAGCUGAUCUGGGGGUGUCAAAGUGCUAACUUUUCUAAUGAGUUGUUGUUCGUCCUCGUCCCUGGUGAGGGAGGGAGGCCCUACAGCCCCUUCUCUUCACAUGACUACCUAAAGUCUCAAAGUAUGUGAGAGACGUAUUCUGACGUAUUCUGUGUUCCAUUUUGCAGUAUUUGUUUGUGCCUUUGAGUUUGUUUUCUUUCUUUUUCACUUUACAUUGUGACUGAAGAGAUUACAGAUGUUUUGUCCCCCAUUAAAUAAACCAUAUCAAAUCAAGAAUCCAACACAUGUGGUGAUCCACAUCGACCGUGGCUGCUGAGGUUUCAUCUCAUUCCACCAACAACAACAAAAUGGAAUACAAACCGAGCGUCACUGACUCCUAUCGUCGACAAGUUCAAGCCCAACCUGUGAGGCUCCUGCAGCCUUCAAUGUGCAUUGGCCCAGCCGACACACACAUGCACAUACCUGGACAAAAUAAUGUGACCUCCUUCUAGUCUCCGUGUGCAUGAUGACCAGAGCAGCUUUCCACUGACGAGCGGUUCCAGCAUGAUGGUGAUCGGACGCGGUCAUUCCCCGGACUCAGCUAUCUGGGUUCCAGGCUUUUACAUCACGAUGUUCAUCAUUGUAUGACGUUAUUUUUUUCUUUGCCUCUCAAAAAUGUUAAUUUGUAGAACUUGACUGAUAGAAGGAGAGCAAUGUGCAUACAGAAAAUAUGCUCAAUAUGUGCUCAUUCUGAACCUCCGUUGUAUAACUUAAUCCAUGUCUGGGUCACCGUUCUUUCAGAACCACAGUUGAGGAAACUAUAUAAAGUAUUAAUCACAA